Molecule: messenger RNA, 2047 nt
Organism: Tricharina praecox
Lineage: Eukaryota; Fungi; Ascomycota; Pezizomycetes; Pezizales; Pyronemataceae
Exons: 4
Coding region: 104-1966 (620 amino acids)
Biological process (GO): chromatin remodeling
Cellular component (GO): RSC-type complex
Molecular function (GO): protein binding
Source: RefSeq, a predicted model, not a curated record
UACUGUGGUGUGAAAGCGUGCUUACAUUCGGUGCUCCAUUCAGACCAAGCUCGACGCCGGCGAGUAUGCAAAUGUCGGUGCUGUCAAACGAGACUUGUUUCUCAUGUGCGACAAUGCUGUCAAAUACAACAAGUCAAAGAGCCAAGUUCAUAGCGACGCAUUGCGACUGCGAAAGGUGACGGAGAAUUACGAGGGUCCAACCGAUGCCGCCACGGGAGGAGGAGCAGUUACGGCGGCACAGCCCGAACAGCCCCAACAGCCUCAGCAGACUCUGAAGCCGACUUCGAAGCCAGCCGCGAAGCCGCUUGUGAAGCCGACCGCGACUCCGGCUCGUACCAUUGCUACAAAGGCUUCGAAGCAAGUAAUGAGCAAGCUGGUGGAAGACAUGAUGAAUUUGAAGGGCGCAGAUGGUCGAGUCGUCUCAAUGUACUUCAAGAACCUACCAAGUAAGAAAACUUACGGUGACUACUUCCGUCUCAUCAAGCGGCCGAUCUCGCUCGGCCAGAUCCAGAAGCGAGUCAAAGAUGGCAAAUACCCACAGUGGGCCGAGUUUGAAGAGGAUGUCUUCCUCAUCAAGAAGAAUGCUCUACAAUACAACCCUGUGGGGAGUGAUGUUGUUAAGGACGCGCGCGAACUGGAGGAAUAUUUUGUGGAGCGGCUGGCUGAGGAGAAGGCCAAUUUCACUGAACCAUCACCGCCACCACCACCACCGCCAACCCCUCCUCCCCCUCCUCCUUCUGGCAUUAAAUUACGAUUGAGCCUACCGAAGGGACAGCAAGUGAACCCACCAGCCGAGCAGUCUCCACUUCCGAAAAUCAAACUCAAUGUCGGCAAGCAGCAACCUCCGCCUCCGCCUACCCCGGUGGCCGAACCUGCUCCGGUGGCCGCUCCGCCUGCACAGGUGGUCACUCCGCCUGCUCCGAAGAUUGCGCCAUCUGUACCGAAGCCUGCGCCGCCUGCACCGAAGCCUACACCGAUUCCAGAACCUAUCAAACAGCCUGUCGCCAAUGGUGAUUCCGUUGUCCCUCGACCGCCGCCACAGAACAUUCCCGUUGUGCAGAAGCCAGUGCCAGUUCCACAGAGAGUCGAGGCCUCAAUUCCUCAGCCGGCUCCUCCGAGUUCGCCCCCGCGCAUUGUGCACAACCACCAGCCACCUCCCCCUCCUCCUCGUGCGUCCCUGCCUGCUUCAGUCGUGCAUGCGCUUCCGGUGCCUGCCCCGCCGCCACGAGCUCGCAUGAACUCGAUCAGAAGCAAUGGUUCGGGUAGCCCCCCGCCUGGCUCGGUCAUGGGCCGUAGGUCAGCGACACCACACUCCCAGUCAGCGAUGUCUCCCCCGGCCCACAUGCCUCCUCCUCCCAUGCAGCGCAUGAACUCGACUCCUAGGCCGUCAAGCUAUUCACCCGCACCCCAUGGCCCUGUAAUGAGAUCUGCGUCGGUUGCUGGACCGACUUCGGCGCCCCAAAUUGCACCCCAGAUUGCGAUCCCCUAUCAGCACAAGGAGCCAACUGUCCGAUCCGAAGGGAAAGACAAAUCAGAUGCGUUGAUAUCCAAGCUCCACAUCGCAGCGAUGUCGUCGAUGAACAUUGCCGUGGAGCCAUACUCCAUUGACCUCGAACCAGAUGACCGCAAGGUCACUGCGCAGUACUACAUCCAUCUGUCCGCCGACCUAGACACGGUGACGAUCGUACCCACGCUGGCCGCGACCUUGACCAGCCGCGAGCAGUACAUUGUCCGCGUUGCUCACUGGUCCAACAACAUGCAGAUGACCAAGCUCCUGCAGCAGGUCAACCAGCAGGCCAAGAACGAGCCCGUGUACAACAUCCGCCUCAGCCCUGGCGUCGUCAACACCAUCGAGGUCACGGCCGUCACGCAGGCGCCUCAAAAGAAUGGCACCAACGGUGUCUUUUCGGGCGGUGUCGACCUUUGGGAGAUGGAGAGGUUUCGCGUGUUCAUCUCGCCGGUUUAGUUCUUUUCUCCGAGUUGCAGGCAUAUAAUCGAGUGGCUUGUUCCUGAUCCGUAGCGAUUCAGUCUUACCUUUUUUUCUUCU